AUGGUAAACCAACUCCCCAUUUCUCUUUCCACUCUAUUUUUGCUCUCAUCUUUUUUUUUCUUCUUCUCCAUCUUUCUUCAUUUCUCUUUAUCUUCAGCGCCUGUUCACAUUUCUCAAUUCCAAUUUUUAUUAUUUCUGCCAUUUUUCUGAUCACCUGUAUGACUGCUACAUGGCAUCAAAAUCGUAUGGAAAUUUGCUGGGCCUAGUUUCUGGUGAUUUACUGGAUAUACCUUGUACUCCUAGACCUCUUCCCCGAGUUAUGACUGUUCCUGGAAUCAUCUCUGACGUGGAAGGUCGUGAAAGUAGUGAUGAAGAUGUGGAUGCCUCCGUACGUGAGCGGAAAAUUCUCGUUGCUAAUAUGCUGCCUCUUAAUGCUUCUAGGGAUACAGAAACUGGAAAGUGGCACUUCAACUGGGAUGAAGAUUCCUUAUUGUUACAGUUGAAAAAUGGAUUAGCGCCUAAUACGGAGGUUAUAUAUAUCGGUAGUCUGAAAGCUGACAUUGAUAUUAAUGAGCAGGAUGAGGUUUCCCAGAGGCUUCUUAAGGAAUUUAAAUGUGUUCCUACUUUUCUACCUCAAGACCUCCAGAAGAAGUACUAUCAUGGGUACUGUAAGCAAUAUUUAUGGCCGCUUUUCCAUUACAUGCUACCUAUGUGCCCAGAUCAUGGUGAUCGUUUUGAUCGGUCGCUCUGGCAGGCAUACGUUUCUGCUAAUAAGAUAUUUGCUGAUAAAGUAAUGGAAGUCAUAAACCCUGAGGAUGAUUAUGUAUGGGUACAUGAUUAUCAUCUCAUGGUCUUGCCUACGUUUUUAAGGAAACGAUUCUACCGAGUUAAGCUAGGGUUUUUCUUACAUAGCCCGUUUCCGUCAUCCGAAAUCUACCGAACCUUGCCAGUCAGGGAUGAAAUUUUGAGAGGCCUACUAAACUGUGACCUAGUGGGUUUUCAUACCUUUGAUUAUGCUAGGCAUUUUCUAUCAUGCUGCAGUCGGAUGCUUGGAUUGGACUAUGCAUCAAAGAGGGGGCAUAUUGGGUUGGAUUAUUUUGGUCGUACGGUUUACAUCAAAAUUUUGCCCAUUGGGAUUCAUUUGGGUCGUAUAACUUCUGUUCUAGAUCUUCCGUGCACAUCCGACAAAGUUAAAGAAAUACAAGAACAAUACAAAGGCAAAAAAGUGAUAGUUGGGAUUGAUGAUAUGGAUAUCUUUAAAGGGAUCAGUCUGAAAUUGUUGGCCAUAGAGCAACUACUGUAUCAGAACCCUGCUUUUUUGGGCAAGUUGGUCUUGAUUCAAAUCAUAAAUCCUGCUCGAAGUACAGGCAAGGAUGUGCAGGAAACACAGAGGGAGACAUAUCUAAUUGCAAAAAGAAUCAAUGAUACCUAUGGUUCUUCACAUUAUAAACCAAUAGUUUUAAUUGAUCGCCCUGUUCCUCGUUUUGAGAAGUCAGCAUAUUAUGCUGUAGCUGAAUGUUGCUUGGUGAAUGCUGUAAGGGAUGGAAUGAACCUGGUUCCGUACAAGUAUAUUGUCUGCAGGCAAGGAACACCUGCUCUCGAUGAAGCAUUGGGCAUUCAACCAGACACUCCGCACACUAGCAUGCUUGUAGUUUCAGAAUUUAUCGGAUGCUCACCGUCUCUCAGUGGUGCCAUCAGAGUAAAUCCAUGGGAUAUCGAAGCUGUGGCCGAAGCCUUGAAUUCAGCUCUUACAAUGCCAAAUACAGAGAAGCAAUUACGGCAUGAGAAACACUAUAAAUAUGUUAGUUCUCACGACGUGGCUUAUUGGGCAAAAAGUUUCGUACAAGAUCUGGAGAGAGCUUGCCAAAAUCACUACGAUAAGAGAUGCUGGGGAUUUGGGUUGGGACUGAGUUUCAGGGUUGUCUCCCUAUCUCCAAGUUUCAGGAAGCUCAAUGUUGACUAUAUUGUCUCGGCGUAUAGGAGGACCAGUAGAAGGGUGAUAUUCUUAGACUAUGAUGGCACUCUUGUAUCACAAAGUUGUAUGAACAAAUGUCCAAGCCCAGAAGUUAUUUCUGUUCUCAAUGCUCUUUGCAAUGAUCCGAAAAAUACUGUUUUCAUUGUGAGUGGCAGAGCAAGAAAUCAACUUGGUGAAUGGCUUAGCCCAUGUCAGUUGCUAGGAAUAGCUGCCGAGCAUGGUUACUUUUUACGGUGGAACAAAGCUGCUGAUUGGGAAUCAAAUACUGCUGAACUCGAAUGGAAAGAGAUUGUAGAACCUAUCAUGAGAUCAUAUACCGAGGCAACCGAUGGUUCCAGCAUAGAGCCUAAAGAAAGUGGCCUCGUUUGGCACCAUCAAGAUGCUGACCCUGACUUUGGGUCUUGGCAAGCGAUGGAAUUAAUGGAUCAUCUCGAAAAUGUGCUUGCAAAUGAACCAGCUGUUGUUACAAGGGGCCAUGGCAUUGUCGAAGUUAAACCACAGAAGGGUGUUAGCAAGGGGCUUGUUGUCGAGAAGGUGAUUUCUAAAUUAGAUGAUGACGGGAAACAACUGGAUUUUCUCAUGUGCAUUGGGGAUGACAGAUCUGAUGAAGAUAUGUUUGAAAGCUUAUUAAAGUCCUUAAAUCCAUCUUCAGCUAAGCUUCCCGAGAUCUUCUGCUGCACCGUCGGUCAAAAGCCUAGCAAGGCUAAGUACUAUCUAGACGAUACAGCUGAUGUUUUACGGCUACUUAGUGGCAUAGCUUCUGCUGCCUCGAACCAAAAACCUCGGUAUAAUCCCCACGCCCAAGUCUCGUUUGAAAGUACUUUCUAGUAGCUUCUUGUGUGCUCGUAGUUAUAGGUCAGCCUGGUGCGUCAAUCGGACACUUUUAACACAUCGGAUACAUGUACAUGGUGACAGUAGUGUAGUUCUUCGACAAGAAGGGUUCUUUGAUGCUGAUCAUCUUUCAAAGAAAUACGUACGCCUACUCUCCUGCAUCAAAUUGUACAGGAUUCUGUUUGAUGCCAAAGUUCCCUGAUUGUCUCUAACAAAGUGAUUUGAACGAUCAUGAACAAAAAUCAUACGGGAUAUCCUACUUGUUCUACAUAAAGAUCAACAGGAUACUCGUUUCUAACUUAAAGGCUUUAGCGGACAUAAGCGGUUUCUUCUUCCCAUUACACAAAAAUCUGGAAAAAAGAGUGAGUUUCUGCAUAUUAUUGGAAUGGGCUUGUAUGUUUUUGGCUUUGUAAAUGUCUAUUAUACAUGGACAAACUCUAGUAGAGGCGUAUUCCUUGAAGUAGUAUUAAAAACGGCUGUUGUUCAUUUUCAUAUAAAUAUUAUUUGUUCCUUGUUAA
Amaranthus tricolor (Joseph's coat) is the source of this 3264-nucleotide messenger RNA. Its product is annotated as probable alpha,alpha-trehalose-phosphate synthase [UDP-forming] 9. Gene Ontology annotation, cellular component: cytosol. Gene Ontology annotation, molecular function: catalytic activity. The transcript is spliced from 4 exons. Gene Ontology annotation, biological process: trehalose biosynthetic process. Lineage: Eukaryota; Viridiplantae; Streptophyta; Magnoliopsida; Caryophyllales; Amaranthaceae. The record is from RefSeq and is a predicted model, not a curated record. Bases 170 to 2743 code for a protein of 857 amino acids.